Molecule: messenger RNA, 1191 nt
Organism: Fusarium sp. VM40
Lineage: Eukaryota; Fungi; Ascomycota; Sordariomycetes; Hypocreales; Nectriaceae
Source: the annotation of a GenBank genome assembly
AUGGCGACUAAUCUCGCUGAUGCGCUAGCCUCUGCCGACCUGUCCUGGCAGGGCAAUUACACCACGGGAGACAAGCGAUGGAAGCCUAAGCAGCUGCAUAAACACUACCGGCUCAUAAUAUAUCAUCGCGAUGAGAUGAUCGCGUCUCUAUCUACUUGUUGGUCCGUAGCUGUCCCCAAGCAUGUUCACGAACAAGAGUGUGCCCGCCUCGUUGGCGAUAUCUCACAGCAUAUCUCCCUGGUCAGCCAAGUUGGAUCCCAUUCCUCGACUGAGCUUUCCUUUGUUGGCAUAUUCGAUAUAACGUACCGCCCCUUCGGACGAAACCUUAUUAUUAGCGGUCAUGUUAACCCUUUUCGAUGGAUCGUUGGCCCUUUGGCCGCGUCACUUGCUGAUGGAAAUGUGACCAUCAUUACUACCACAACAGAAAAUAAGGGAUUUAUUUCUAUCCUUUCACGUGAAUGGAAUCGCUAUCUGGAUCGGGACAGCAUCUUUCUAACAACGUCCUUUGUAACCUCGGAACUUGAUCUUGACGAAAUCGACAAGGCCACGAUAUACGGUCAGUUCCUCUUGUACCUGAAUAUUUUCCCGAAUGAACCGUCUAUGCUGACAAGAUGGCCACGUAAAGACACCUCAAUCAAUACCUACCUUACUAUACUAUCCAGCCCUAAGGUCCGAUUUGUCGAUACCGCCGAUGUAGGAUUGAAUGCUGUCCUCAUCACCGAGGGCAAAAAGCUCUGGCCACGAAUCAGCAAUGAAAUCAAGCGAGCAUCAGACCUAGAAUUCUCAGAUCGACUGCACGUCGUUUUCGUCAGGGAAGAGGAUGCAAAGCCUCUAGGGGCAUCUGUAAGUCAAUCUGUGACAAUUGUGGCAUUGGGUGAUGUCGUCGGCAAACAAGCAGGAACAGACCUCGAAUCCCGCAUCGAGUCAGUCAAGGACGAGGGGUCCCUCUUGGUUGUGAUAGGAACUUCUCGGGAGGGAUUCACUUAUGCCCUGGUUGGUCUUUCUACCCCGAUCUCCCAGUUAGCCAUCCUUGGGCCCCAAGAAUCCAAAGUCUACGAAUUUGUUAGACGUUGGGUGCCUGCGAGGCUUGUCUCGGUGGGCAGCAUAUGCUCUAUCACGUUGCCUGGUAUGCUACAAAUCUGGCUCUGGAAAAUGAUCCUGCUAACCAGCUCUUUCCUGCACAGAAAUUGA